AUGUUCAAAUCGAAACAUUCUCACGACACACGUUCUCAUGAUGUUGUUGUGGCUCCGAUGAAAAUGAACUUGAAAUACGAAGAUAGUUCAUCCAAGCCAAGUACAUUUUGGAAAUAUCAGGAUGAAAAUGAUGAUGUAUUUCCGUUCACCAAGGAUCAAGUAAUGCAACAUGUCCAAAAAACUAUUCAUGAUAUCAAUCAGGAUGAAUCAAAACUUGAGAGAGUUUAUUAUUCUACUGUUCGAGGAAUUUAUUUGUAUGGAUCAAGAACAUUUAAAACCAAUGUUAAUGACUCAGAUUUUGAUUUUGUCUUUUUGGCUGAUGAUUUAAAGACGGAAAACUCUAGCGAGGGAGGAUUUUCUAGAAAUUCGCAAUACAUGCUACAUACAACCAUUAAAGUAAACCAUGAAAAUGGACAAGAGCUUGACUACGAUCUGGAAAUUAUGAUGAUGAACACAUUUGUGUAUUUAGAAUUGGCAUUUGCAGAAAUUCCAGUGAUUUUACUUUCAGUUCAACAACCUAAUGAAAGAUUUGUAUUAUAUGAAGAUGAAAAGAUGAAAAUAUGGAGAGAAAAUUGGAAUAAGUGGUUUUUAAGAUUACCAAGAAGCAGAAACGCAAUGCUACACGAACUGAACUUUAGCUAUAACAAGGCCAAUCGAUUUUGGAUGGCUUUACAAAAUGGUGUACACACAACUGAGCGAGCACAAAAAGAUUACUUGAAGAAAGUCAAGAAAAAUUUAGCCCAUGGCAUAAGAUUCUGUAAAUAUGGCUAUCAAAUUGUUUUUGGUGGAUGCAUUUAUGAUUAUUUGGAAACAAAUACAUUGUAUGACGAACUGGUGUUUGGAACUGAUCAUUUCACAACCUGGCAACAAUUUGAGUCAUGCACCAAGCACUUGUAUGAUCGCUGGAUGGUUGAAUACAAGGCAGAUGUAAAGGCAUUGAUGAGAGAGGCAAGAAAAAAUGGUUUGACUAUGAAGAGACAACAUCCAUUGAUUGUUUUAGACUUUUUAAACACAUUCUGUAAAAAGUUUGUAAGGAGUUCCACCUUUACGAUUGGCUCAAAUGUUGAAGACGUGCAAUAUCUUUUUGGUCCAUUCACACUCUCUCGCCUCUUUGCGAUUUCAGUCUCACCAAUUCUUCAGUCUAGCAAUGAAGUGAACAAUCCAAACAUUUCAAAAUUGUUUAAAUUUGAUUUGGACGCCACUUACCAGAGCAACGAAAAUGCUGUGAGUUUUAGAGAAAUGGAUCUAUUUUUGGAAUGUAAUGGCCUAAUUGUUGAGGUCGUUCCUUCAUCAGAUAAUGAUGACACACUAGUCACAUAUAGACCCGUUUGUGUGCCAAGAUUUUAUUUUGAAAAUUUUCAAGAUUUAGACGCUCGAUAUGGAGAAAAUUAUUCUAAUUCUAUUGAUUUAUCUAGAUAUACAAUUUUGGAAAAUCCAAGUGGAAUUCAAUGUCAGCUCUUUUAUUACAAUGGAGAGUGGAGAAUAUCAUGCAGCGAUGAAUACUCAAAGUGGUAUUUGUGGAUAAUGAAAAAAGAAUAUGAAAUAUCCAGUCAUAGCACUGAACAUCGUGUCAAACAAUUAUGGGAUGAGCUUGGAAUGCACUAUCCUAGCAUGGAGGAUACAUCCAUUAAUUUCUUCUUUGUUUUUAAAGAGAAAUCCAAAAGAAUUAUUUUCAAAGGAUGUAGAAGUCUAGAUACAUUUAAAGAACUCAAAGAUUGGAAAGAGUUUGGUAAUAAGUAUCACUGGAAAGAUCAAGUCAACACUCUCAACAUCUCAACCAUAGAAGCUUUAAUGAAUAUAGUGAAUGAUUUCAACAUUUAUCCACCAUCAGAGUAUGAAGGAGUUGAGUGUAUAGAUUUUGAGAAUAACGAACAUAGUUUCCAAAUACGCUCAUCGCUUAGAUUUCACAUACCAUUUUUAAGAUUAACGAAUACCAAUUAUAUCACAUCCCUGAUUGACCAAGAUAUUGUUAACAAUCCACCAAAUGAUUUGGUGACCUCAAAAUAUAAUCUUGAUCUCUUGGUGUCAGUUCUUUUGCAGAGUACUUUAUCAGCAGUGGAUAACAGAGAUGAGCUAGCAGUAGAGGAAUUGAAUAGAAUUUUUCUACCUCUCUACAGGAAGCUAAAGCAUUCAUACGUUAGGUUAUGCAAAAUGAUUGAUGAGUUCUACAACACCUCUUACUGA
Messenger RNA from Naegleria lovaniensis, 2184 nucleotides. RefSeq lists its product as uncharacterized. NCBI's taxonomy places the organism in Eukaryota, Heterolobosea, Eutetramitea, Acrasida, Naegleriidae. The record is from RefSeq and is a predicted model, not a curated record. The transcript has 2 exons. The coding region runs from base 1 to 2184 and encodes 727 amino acids.